This is a messenger RNA of Lytechinus pictus (painted urchin), 3646 nucleotides long. RefSeq lists its product as uncharacterized. The coding region runs from base 336 to 1415 and encodes 359 amino acids. Lineage: Eukaryota; Metazoa; Echinodermata; Echinoidea; Temnopleuroida; Toxopneustidae. The record is from RefSeq and is a predicted model, not a curated record. Gene Ontology annotation, cellular component: membrane. Gene Ontology annotation, molecular function: monocarboxylic acid transmembrane transporter activity. The transcript has 3 exons.
CUCCUGUCGCUGCCUAUUUCACAUCCAAGUUCGGAACACGACCAAUUUUGAUGGCAUCCGGGGCUUUUGCUGCUUCCGGAGUUCUGCUUCUCUCCCAGGCAAACCACAUAUCACUGGUGGGGAUUGGAAUCGGAGCAGUAACAUCUACUAUGCAAGCAACUGUCUAUGCAUCAACUGUGCUGCUAAUACGUCGGAACUUUCACCGUCACUACGCCCUGGCCCACGGUAUGGUCACUUCCGGUUACAGCUGAGGACUCUUCGUCUUUCCACCUAUCCUGGAGGCCCUAAGCCUCACCUACAGCUGGCGUGGUACGUGCUUUAUUGCAUCAGGGAUCAUGUUUCAUACGGUCCUCAUGGGUGCACUGACGAAGUCACCUAGGACUCGAGAGGGCGAUGUGGAAACAGAGGUUGGCGACAAAGCAAGUAACCGACCGGUUAGAGAUAGCCAGCAGGAUAUCAGAACGAGGAAUGGAAUGUUGUUGGAUUGUAACGAUCCGUCGGGCAGUGCUGACCCUGGGUGUAAUGGCGAUGCACAGCGCAAUGUUGAGGUCGAGGAAGGUAGUGUCGAUAGAAUCGAUUAUGAUUUGCAUGCUUCAGCAGAAAAUAAUGCUGAAGAUCAUACGAUCAGUAGGUCCGAUCUUGUAGAGAAUAAUGCACUCUCUACCCCGGAAACAAGACAUGUUGAAGUACCUGAAGGGGGAUAUACAUGUAAGAACAAUGCAUUCACCGCUGUCGAAGAUCCACUUGAUGGUAAUCCCGAUCAAAAGAGCCUCAACCUCGACCAACCAUCGACAAUACACGUAUGCAACACGGAUAGAAUAAUGGUGUCAGGAGUGGAAUCAAAUCAAAACUGUAGAUGCUUACAGAGUGCGAUUGCUGGGAACUACCACACCUUUGUCAUCUACACACUUUCCAUGUUCUCCACAACGGUAGGGUACAGUAUAUUCUUAGUCCAUGUCUCCACUUCGUUCAAGGAAUUCGGAGUAGAUUUAAAGAAUAUUGCAGCAGCUCUCUCUGUCUUCGCUGCGUUCAGUCUCAUAGGCCGGGUGUCUUAUAGCUUGUUUGUCUCGAGGGGGAUCUCUCCUGCACAACUGAUCAUUCUGGCUGCGAUCCUGGCGUUCGUGUCCAUCAUGGGGAUGUAUCUAUUGCAACUGUUUCCUCUACGAGCUACUGCCAGCGCGCUCUUCGGGAUAGGAACUGGCGUUUCCACCACCUUAUUUUAUGUCUUUCAUCGGGAGAUAGUAGACCCUAAAGUGGACGUCAAGACCCUCUCCAUAUUCAUAUUUGUAGAAGGUUUGGCUGGACCAGCAGUAGGUGCAUUAGGAGGUAAGAUUUGUGUUUACUCCAAAACCGACCCAGCCAAAAAGAAACAAUUUGUACAAGCUAAAAAAGCCAACACUUUGCGGUCUCGAUGACGAGUGAGUCAUAACACGAUCCAUCUCCCAAUGAAUGAGGAUUGUUCGAUACCCUAUUGCAGGGGUUCUCAAACUUUUUCUUUACAGGGCCAGAUGAGACUCGAAAUAAACCUGAAAGGGCUAGGGUGAAGUGGAUACUUAGAACAAAAAAUUGUGCGCGAAGCGCGAAGACCUUUGCGGUCGGGGUCCUAGAUGCUUCCUGGUGCAAUCUGGCCCUUAUUUUGGGAGAAUUUAAUAAAAAAAAUUAUCGCAGUUUCAGAUGGAACACAGGCAAAAUUAGAAAAAAAUUCAAAAUACAUCGAGAGUCAAUAUAGUAUAGACAACAAAAUUGUUGUACUUUGUUAAAAGGAAUGUAGAUUGUACCUGUGUCAAUUUUAACACAUACCUGGAAUUUAAGAGACAGAUAAUGUUUUGUAGUAGGCCUAUCAAUAUUUUUUGUAGUCAAAGUAGAUAGGUCAACACAUUGGCCUUGUGCUCGAUGGGGGCAAAAUGAAUGCAUACUGUCUUGUCUGUCCAUUCUUCAUGGAAAACACCACCUAUGCCAUCUUGACCUGGCUAACAAUUAAUGAUGACUAAUGUACAGGGGUCGCGGAACGGUUUUCAAAAGGGGGGGGGGCUGACUAUGCAAAAAAAACCACAAUCAUAUGGUCAUUUUUACGUUUUUGUACACGGUUUUGGAAAAAAAGUGGGGGGGGGGGGGGGGGGGCUUCAGCCCCCCUCCCAGCUCCCCCCCCCCCCCCGCGGCCCCUGAUGUACCCAAACCAAAUUGAUCGCGUGUUGGAAUGAAUGCGCACAUGACUUGUUUUCAAAUGCAACGUGUUAUCCGACGUUUGACGUGAAACUACCUUUUUCAAUGUAGCGCCGCGCUAACUUUGUUUAAAAGUCAACUUGACUGCCAUUACAUUUAUUACGGUUUCAAGGAUACACAAUGUAAUCAUAUUAAGGUAUGUUUCAUAUUGUGAAUUAAAAGUGAUUAAAAAAAACAGCUCGCGCGCCGGAUGCGCGUUUCCGUUUUACACCCUGGCGAAGGCAAUCUCCGCAAAAAUAGCUACAAAGCGACUAGUGAAGAGUCUACACACGUCGCUGGUUAGCGAGUCUCAGCUCCUACCACCGCAUGCAAACUACGGCCACUGUUCAGGUAGUGGCUACGUAUACACGGCCCUGCAUGUACAGAGCUAGAGAGCAGUCAUACGAAUUAUAUCCGAACAUGUUUUACAGUGGCGUUUGUAUACACAAGGAGGUAAAAAAAACCUAGAAUUCGGGCAAUAGCCAAAAUUAAUUUAGUAAGCGGUAAUACUAAUUAUAAGACAAAAAAAUAGUACAAAACGAAGGAGAAUCUACAUCAUCCAGUUGUUUCCACUCAUAAUUGUUUCAAAAUGAUUCCAAUACUAGUUCUAGCUACUACUCCUACUACCACCGAUACUACUACUGCUUCUAGCUUCUACAACAACAACAACAACUACUACUACUACUAUACUACUCACUAAUAAUAAUAAUGUAAUAUUGAUACUAGUGAUGAAGAAGAAGAUAAAGAUGAAGAAGAAGAUAAAGAUGAAGAAGAAGACCGAAGAACAAAAAAUACAAUACUUAAAUGAUUAAUAAUACUAUAACUACUACUACUAUACUACUAAUACUGUUCAUAACAAUGACGCUAACAAUAAUAAUAAUGAUGCUGAUAAUAAUAAUAGUGAUAAUGAUAAAAGUAAUGAUAAUAAUAUUGAUAACAAACUAUGCAAUUUAUGAUUAACAAUCUUAUAACAGUUUCAAAAUGAUGCUAAUGAUAAUAAAGUAUACUACUGCUACUACUAAUCAUGAUAAACAUAUGAUAAUAAUAAUAAUAAUAAUAGUAGCAAUAACAAUGAUAAAUGUAUAACUACAUUAACUACUACAUGGCUAUGACGACUACUACUACGACGACGACGGCGACCAACAACGGUGACGGAAUGUCAUCCUCUUCUUCCAUGAUAGUGAGAGGGCAAAUUACCAGCAAUUCGGCAAAAGCAAAUGAUCAAGGCAAACAUUCGUGUUGAACCUGUAUAGUUGUUUUUUUUUUAACAUUUUUUUUAAAUUUCAAUAUAUAAUCAAACAUAUCAUGUAUCACAAAACAUUACAAGCCGAAACAAAUAUUGCAAAUAAUUAUUAAAGGUAACAUUUGAUCACACUUACUGAAAAUUACAUAAUAACAUAAGACUAAUAUUACAAAACAUUGUUUAAUACAUUUACAUACUCGG